Molecule: messenger RNA, 2224 nt
Organism: Perca flavescens (yellow perch)
Lineage: Eukaryota; Metazoa; Chordata; Actinopteri; Perciformes; Percidae
Gene: qtman
Product: glycosyltransferase-like domain containing 1
Exons: 11
Coding region: 79-1308 (409 amino acids)
Molecular function (GO): glycosyltransferase activity
Source: RefSeq, a predicted model, not a curated record
AAGAGCGACGUGAUGACGUAGCGGAGCGUACGUGAGCUGUCAGUUGGCGCCGAGCCGGGGAGAAGCAGUCAGAGUCAGAUGGCGUCCCCCCCCUCCGUGCUAUUGGUCGAGCCGUUCUACGGGGGUUCUCACAAACAGCUGAUCGACCUGCUGCAGGAGAACGUCUCUGGCGUCUCCGUCUGCACGCUGCCGGCCAAGAAGUGGCCCUGGAGGGCCAGGACAGCAGCGCUGCUCUUCAGCCAGACCAUCCCCUGCUGCUCGUCCUACAGGGUGCUGUUCUGCAGCUCGGUGCUGAACCUGUGUGAGCUGGUGGCUCUGCGACCGGACCUGGCCCGUCUGAAGAAGGUUCUGUAUUUCCACGAGAACCAGCUGGUUUAUCCGGUCCGUAAAGAUCAGCAGAGAGACUUCCAGUAUGGAUACAACCAGAUCCUGUCAUGCCUGGUAUCAGACGUGGUGGUGUUUAACUCGUCCUACAACAUGGACUCCUUCCUGUCCUCCAUCUCGUCCUUCAUGAAGAAGAUCCCGGACCACCGGCCCCGAGACCUGGAUCAGCUGAUCCGCCCAAAGUGUGUCGUCCUGCACUUCCCUCUGCAGCUGCCGGACAUCAGCAGGAUGCUGCCCAAACACAAACUGCUCCGCAGGAAGCCUCACGCUGAUGACAUCAUCACACCGCAGGACCAGCUGCUGUCUCCACGGUGUGAAGAGAUCUCGGAGCAGGAAGAUCCACAUGAGUCCAGACCUGAACCAGGACCAGAAGACCAGCAGGACCCCAAAGACCAGAAGAAACCUCUCCACAUCGUCUGGCCACACAGGUGGGAACAUGACAAGAACCCCGAGCUGCUGUUCUCCACUCUGAUCAAACUGAAGGAGAGACGAGUCAACUUCCAUCUGUCAGUGUUAGGAGAAACUUACACUGAUGUACCAGAGGUCUUCGGGGAGGCCCAGCGCGUGUUGGAGCAACACAUCCUGAACUUCGGCUUCCUGUCCAGCAGAGAGGACUUCCUGCGGGUGCUGUGUGACGCCGACGUGGUCGUCUCCACCGCCAGACACGAGUUCUUCGGAGUCGCCAUGUUGGAGGCGGUUCACUGUGGCUGCUAUCCUCUGUGUCCCAAGGCUUUGGUCUAUCCCGAAAUAUUCCCAGCAGAGUACCUGUACUCCACACCUGAGCAGCUGUGUAAACGGCUGCAGCAACUCUGCAGGAGGCCCGACAUCGCCCGCAGACACGUUGUCAAGGUGGACGUGUCCCGCUUCUCCUGGGCGUCUCUGAAGGAGAGUUUUGAGACUCUGCUGACGGCCGACUGUCCCUGAACGCACCAGCUGUCCCUAAACGCACCGACUGUCCCUGAACGCACCAGCUGUUCCUGAACGCACCAUCUGUCCCUAAACGCACCGAGUGUCCCUGAACGCACCGAGUGUCCCUGAACGCACCAGCUGUCCCUAAACGCACCGACUGUCCCUGAACGCACCAGCUGUUCCUGAACGCACCAUCUGUCCCUAAACGCACCGAGUGUCCCUGAACGCACCAGCUGUUCUUGAACGCACCGACUGUCCCUAAACGCACCGACUGUCCCUGAACCCACCAGCUGUUCCUGAACGCACCAGCUGUCCCUAAUAGCACCGACUGUCCCUGAACGCACCAGCUGUUCCUGAACGCACCAGCUGUCCCUAAACGCACCGACUGUCCCUGAACGCACCAGCUGUUCCUGAACGCACCAGUUGUUCCCUACACGCACCGGCUGUCCCUAAACACACCAGUUGUUCCCUACACGCACCGACUGUCCCUGAACGCACCGUGUGCUCUGAAGGAAGCGUUAUUAUGGAACCCACGCAACUUCUGGGCAGGACCCGCCCUUCAUUAGCAUUCACACACUUCAAAUGGCCAGGAGUCCAUGCUUACGCAAGGUAACAUAACCUUAUUUGUUCAGGUCCUAACCCCAACCAAUCGGCUGCUUCGCAGGGCGGGACUUGUCUAGAAUUUAUGCAGGAUCCAUAAUAACGCUUGAAGGAGUGUUGUGAGACUCUGCUGGCAGUUGAUUGUCCCUGAACGCACCAUGCACUCUGAAGGACUGUUGUGAGACUCUACUGGCGGCAGACUGUCCCUGAACACACCAUGCACUCUGAAGGAGUGUUGUGAGACUCUACUGGCGGCUGACUGUCCCUGAACACACCGUGCACUUUGAAGGAGUGUGUCUCUGUUUCUAUUAAAAUCUACUUCUCUACUACA